AGAAAGUCGCGAACAGCAUGUAGGUCGUCGUAAAUGUAACGGAGUAACUGUAGCGCGUCACUACCGCCCUCUGACCGUCACCAGUAAAUAUGAAGCACAUCAAUAAGAUCAAAGCCGUACUUCUUUCCUCCUUGAAGCAUUGGUCAUACGUCAUAAAGAGUAUCGUACGUCAUCAUCAUUUGAUCUCUUUGAUGCCUUUAUCUCAUCCCUCCUAUAAAAGUUCUGCACGUGUUUCACUGUGAAUUCAUGCCAACGUCAAUGAAGACAGAGUGCGUUGCUCUUGGAGUGAAUCGUCUUCCUUCUUUGGAAAAGUUGAGCAGUGUACACAAGGUGACGAUGCGGUGCCUCCUUUGGCCGUUUGCCCUCCUGGGAGCGCUUUGCAGCAGUGGUCCGGCGAGCGCUCUAGACAUCGGCGUGAACGGCGAGCACUACCACGCCGCCAGGGGGUCAGAUGUCAAGCUGGCCUGCCCGUACACUCACACCGUGAGCACCACGCAGUACACGGAGAUCAUGUGGAGUAUUGUGUCCGGACCAGAAGAGAGGCACGUCAUUUGGUUCACCAACGGCCACUUGUAUCCUGAUCUGGACAAAGCACUGGAGGGCAGGGUCCACUUCAUAUCGUCCGAUCCCCACAACGGAGACGCUUCCAUCAUCAUCAGAGACCUUCGUCUCUCAGACUCCGGGAAGUACCGGUGCUUCGUGAAGAAGUUACCAGAACUGGACUUUAAGAGCGUGGAGCUGACGGUCAUUGAGGCGCCCGGUCAGCCUCAGUGCAGUGUGGACAGGGAAUUUGCAGGAGGCUAUGGCGUGACGCUGAAAUGCAAAUCCUCACACGGCAGCCAUCCUCUGAGGUACACCUGGGCCAAGACCAGCGGAAACCAGGUCUUGCCUGCUAAUGCCGUCGUUGACACCGUGGGAGGCACCUUGCGUGUGGACAACACCGGCGAGCGGAACUGCGGGAGCUAUCGCUGCACGGCGGACAGCAUGGUGGACACCAAACACUGCGAGCUUGUCCUCAAGUGUCCGCCGCCGUCCCAACCACACACAGACGUCGACAGUCCGCAGUCCCUUUCGACCACCGCAGUCGCCUCCAUUGCUGUCUUCGUCACCAUCAGCGUGCUCGGCCUUGUCGCCAUCGCCGCUGCCUUCUACUGGCACCGACAAAGGUCCGUGGACUUGAACGACAAAAUAGCUAUAUAAUAGAUUAUUUCGUCUUUUGUGUAACAACACAAAAUGGGACUACCACGGCCGGCGUUUGACCACCAGCAGCAUUUUUCUUAGUUUGUUUUUGCAUUCUUAAACAUUGACUUUUUUCAUGAUGUUAUCUUAGAAUUUUUGACUGCAGCGGCCUUUUAAUUUGCACUUUAAUUCUCUCAAGUGUAAAGAUGUCCAUUUUCUUUAUGUUUUAGUCUUGAUACAUUUGUAAAUAAAGGCCAGAAAAUGGAAAGGAUUUACAGUAUUUGUUUUACGAACGAUGAAAUGUUUUGAAUUUUUAGUAUGAGAAUUUGUAACUCGAUA
Messenger RNA from Phyllopteryx taeniolatus (common seadragon), 1518 nucleotides. Its product is annotated as coxsackievirus and adenovirus receptor homolog. The record is from RefSeq and is a predicted model, not a curated record. Gene Ontology annotation, molecular function: cell adhesion molecule binding. The coding region runs from base 247 to 1200 and encodes 317 amino acids. Lineage: Eukaryota; Metazoa; Chordata; Actinopteri; Syngnathiformes; Syngnathidae. The transcript has 2 exons. Gene Ontology annotation, biological process: homotypic cell-cell adhesion. Gene Ontology annotation, cellular component: basolateral plasma membrane; bicellular tight junction; intercalated disc.